Molecule: messenger RNA, 3072 nt
Organism: Scomber japonicus (chub mackerel)
Lineage: Eukaryota; Metazoa; Chordata; Actinopteri; Scombriformes; Scombridae
Gene: nek10
Product: NIMA-related kinase 10
Biological process (GO): protein phosphorylation
Molecular function (GO): ATP binding; protein kinase activity; protein binding
Source: RefSeq, a predicted model, not a curated record
AUGCGAGGCUUCAGGCUUCAGGUCAAAGUCACACUUAAAGCGUCUGUCGUAUCCAUGGCAACGCCGACAGGUACUAACACCGCUCUCUGUGACUGGUUGAAGACGAGGGCAUCUCAUGAUCUCAGGAGGCUUCAGUCACUGCUCGCUAAGAGCAGCUCCAGACAAGAGGUGACCGGAGCCAGCAGCGGAGCCAGCAGCGGAGCCAGCAGGUCCCAAAGCCUCCAUCCUCAAAAACACGCCAGAACACACACGAGCGAGAGCGACAUCAGCUGCGAAGCGUCUGAGCUGGAGAAAUUCAGCGUAACCUACAGAGACCAAAGAUGUUUCAGCAGCCACCCGCUACACAAACUCUUCUCUGACAUCCUCACUUCUCUGGUCAGGAACCGACUCUGCAGUGAAUGGAUUGACCGAGCACCGCCUGAAUCAGCCCUUAGAGUUCUGAUCUGCCUUCGAUUGUUGAUCAGAGAUCCCCACCAUCAGAAAAUCCUCCAUCAGCUCCAAGGCAUUACUUUACUUGCCAAGUACAUGCAGUCUGUUACUGCCGGGUACAUAUCUCAUGGUGAACAGGCGCUUGCUGUGCAGAAGCUAGUCACGAUGACCUACACGUUUCAGAAGCUGUCUGCUGUAGAGAAUCAAAGGGUCUGGGUCAUCGAGAGUGGCGCUCACAGGACUCUGGUGAAGCUCUUAUCAACCACAGAUAGCAGCGUGCUGCUGGGAGCCCUGCUGGCACUCACCACCUUGGCUGAGAGUCCAGAAUGUAAGGAGGAGAUUGGGGAGCCACCGAUAGUCGAGAAGCUUCUAGUAAUACUUCAGGAAUAUGACCUGCUGUCAAAGAGGAUGAGCGCGGAGCUGCUGAGGCUCCUGUCCCCGGUGCGUGGGGUCAGGGUCCAGGUGAGGGAGCUGGAGGGUCUGCCAGUGCUGCUGAGCCUCCUGCAUGGCCAGCACCUGAAGCUGCUGUGGAGUAUCACAUGGGUCCAGCUCUGCGAGGAUCCAGACACCAGAACCGAGAUCCGGAGCUGGGGCGGGGUGCAGCCGCUGCUCAGGCUGCUCAGCAGUGACAGGCAGUAUGUUUCUGACCGAUCGUCCAUCGAGACGCUCUCCAGCGCCAACGCGGCCGGCCGCAUCCAGAGAGAGCACAUCAGAGAGGAGCUCAGUCUGCAGGAGGAGGUGGACAACACUAUGGCCCUGCAGUCAGCCUGCUGCACAGCUCUGACUGAGCUUAGUCUGGAUGACACAUCUGCUCACCACAUUGUGCAAGAAAAUGGGGUCUAUAUAAUAGCAAAGUUGAUAUUGCCACAAAACUCAGGACCAAAUGUCACAUCACUACAGUGUUAUGCAUUUCGAGCCCUCCGGUUUCUCUUCAGUGUGGAAAGAAACCGACAUCUGUUUAAGAGACUCUUUCCCACAGACCUCUUUGAGUUGUUUAUUGAUGUUGGCCACUAUGUGCGGGACCUCACGGCCUACGAGGGACUUCAGACCAAAGUUUCACUCUACACAGAAGAGGAAGUGGACAGCCUUGGGGAGAGUAUUGAGGCUGUGAAUCAGAACCGGCCCGCUCUCAAAGUGAUCAACGGAUACUCAGUACUCGACCAUCUCGGCACCGGGGCCUUCGGAAGCGUCUUCAAGGUCCGAAAGCAGAGCGGCCAGUAUCUUCUGGCUCUGAAGGAAGUGAACCUCCACAACCCGGUCUUUGGCAAAGACAAGAAGUCCAGAGACAGUAACGUGGAGAAGAUCAUCUCUGAGCUCACGAUCAUCAAAGAACAGAUGACGCACCCGAAUAUUGUUAAAUAUUACAAGACAUUUUUAGAAGGUGACAAGCUGUACAUCGUGAUGGAGCUGAUCGAGGGAGUUCCUCUGGCGGAACAUUUUAACUCUCUGAAGGAGAAGCAGCAGCAGUUCACCGAGGACAGAUUAUGGAAUAUAUUCAUUCAGAUGUGUCUGGCUCUGAGAUACCUUCACAAGGAGAAGAGAAUCGUUCACCGCGACCUCACACCGAACAACAUCAUGCUGGGAGAGAAAGACAAAGUCACCAUCACUGACUUCGGUUUAGCGAAGCAGAAGCAGGAGAACAGCAAGCUCACGUCGGUGGUCGGCACCAUCCUUUACUCCUGUCCGGAGAUUGUGAAGAACGAGCCGUACGGAGAGAAAGCCGACGUCUGGGCUUUGGGCUGUAUCCUCUAUCAGAUGACCACGUUACAGCCUCCGUUUUACAGCAGCAACAUGUUGUCACUGGCCAACAAGAUUGUCGAGGCCGUCUAUGAGCCGAUUGAAGGAGGAGCUUUUUCAGAGAGAGUCGUAGACAUGAUCAGAUGGUGUUUGAGUCCAGAUUCAGACGAGCGGCCGGACAUCGUGGCCGUCAGCUCCCGGAUAUCUGACCUCAUGAUGAGGCUGAUGGAUGGCCUCUACACUUCCCAGAAUGCAUUAGAGAGGAGAGCAGAGAGAGACAGGAAACGAGCGCAGAAGUACUUCCUGGAAAGACACAAAGACAGGACGGACUGCUGUUACUCAGUCCUCUCUCGGGAAAAGUCCUUAAUGAAGACAGACUCUCCGGCUCCACACUGUUCUGCAGCCUACAAGCAGGAUAUUAGUCAAGUGUCAGCAGGGAUCUGCGUCUCCCAGAAGAAGCUUCGGCAGAUUGACGAUCCCAUCCAGAGGCUCCUCGUACAGCUGCACAAAAUCAUAUACGUCACUCAACUUCCACCGGCUCCGCACCACAGCAUCAAAAGACGGGUCAUUGAAAGAUUUAAAAAGUCGCUCUUCCACUACGACAGCGACCCACACAACCUGAAAGUGGAGCUCAGCAAGCUCUUACAGGCGUCUCCAGAGCUGAUGGAGUUGGGCUCAACCAGUUCAGACUGGUGGUCGGUGGUCCACCACUUCACAGGAGACCCCUACGCUGCAGACAGCUCAGAUGAUGGGAAUCUCAAAGAUGGACUCACUUAUGAACAGAUGCAGGGAAUCAUAGAAGAGCUGCUGGAGGAGAGCAGCUACUAUGAAGCAACACACAGCAGGAACGCAGAGAAAAGGAACUACCAAAAAAGAAGUGACCAUCGUCCGUAUUCAUCGUCAUGA